AUGGUCGAUCCAAGUUGCAACAGCGAGACACUCCGAUCCAUCAUCGAACAGGAAAUAAUUGACGACACCUCCGAGUCAAAACGCCGUAUCCAGAAAGCAGCACAAACGCGCCUGGGAACAAAAGUGAAUGUGAUAUGUGGACGCGGCGAGUACAGCUAUAUCGCACAUACCGAUCUAUUUUGCCAAACCAGCCGGGCUGGUGUUACUUGCUAUGCUUUUAAGCCGUUG
Mesorhabditis spiculigera is the source of this 228-nucleotide messenger RNA. The record is from the annotation of a GenBank genome assembly. NCBI's taxonomy places the organism in Eukaryota, Metazoa, Nematoda, Chromadorea, Rhabditida, Rhabditidae.